AUGCUCAACGGUAGCCUGCUGCUGUGGUCGCUGUUGUUUGUCGCCGGCUUGGGCGCCACAGCAAGGACGCGCGACCAGCGGAGGGCCUUCACCAGCCCGCAGAUUGUUCUUCCGCCUGGAGUGUCGGAUGGAAUAGACAGUGGUUCGCUGCCACAGUCGUUAGGGGAGCGCAAGUUCACACUGAGGCACAUCUACCACCAUGGCACCCACGACUAUCCCAACCUCCACCGAUACAUCGACAUCGCCACUGACAACCAGCUUCAAGUCUCCUACGAUGAUGGCGAAACGUUUGAAGAAGCUCCGGUAGAGCUCCAUGCUCGCGCUCAGACUCUGAACAUCCAGCGUCUGGCUAAACGAAAGCCGUCCGAUAUCGAUGCACUCCUCGACCACGCAUACCACCAUGGUGAGGCGAUCGACCUGCCGUCAACAGCUUGGACGGAAGACAAGAUUGCAGGGCCGAACAUCACAGACAAGAGCACGAUCCUGACGUUUGCCAAAAUGGCCGCAAAUGCAUACGUCCUGACGCCUGCAGAUGGCGAGUGGCAACCGGUCAAAGGUGGAUUCAACUAUACCGAUGACUUUGGCUGGCAGACGGAUGGUCUGAGAGGACACAUCUUCGCUGAUGAGACGAACGGCACGAUUGUCAUUGGCCUGAAAGGCACAUCUCCUGCAGUCUUUGAUGGUGCAGAUACGACGGGCAAUGACAAGUUGAACGAUAACCUGUUUGGGUCAUGCUGCUGUGCUCAAGGUGGACAGAUUACUUGGAAGCAGGUCUGUGAUUGCAAGACAGGUACAUAUUCUUGCAACUCCACAUGCUUGACCAAGUCUUUACGUGAGAAGGGCCACUACUACUGGGCGGUUCGCGAUCUCUAUCAUAACGUGACGGAGCGGUACCCGAAUUCAGACGUCUGGCUCUCAGGCCAUUCGCUUGGUGGAGUGGUUAGCUCUCUGCUGGGCUUGACGUACGGUCUACCAACCCUCACUUUCGAAGCCUUCCCAGAUGCCAUGGCUGCCAAUAGAUUGGGGCUUCCAGUGCCACCAGGAUACCAAAUCGGAUCGCAUCACACCCGAGCCAGGACUGGCAUCCACCACUUUGGUCAUACUGCUGACCCAAUCUACAUGGGGACGUGCAAUGCGGGGACUUCAUUCUGCUCGAUCGCUGGAUAUGCUUUCGAAGGUGUGUGCCAUACUGGUGAGACAUGCAUCUAUGACACUGUCGGUGAUCUGGGCUGGCGAGUGGGUAUUGGCACUCACAAGAUCGUCAACGUGAUCAACGACGUGCUCAAAAAGUACGAUACUGUACCGGGCUGCGACCAAGAUGUGGAGUGCGUGGAUUGUUACAACUGGAAAUUCUAUGAGAGCAACGGCACGGAGACAACCACGAGCAGCACGAGCAGCUCCACAACCUCUCGAACACGCACCGAGACUUGCAAAACGCCAGGUUGGUGGGGAUGCUUGGACGAGACCACUCCUUCGAGACCAACGUCUACUACAAGCACAACUACGACGACGACCACCUCGACAUGCAAGACGCCUGGCUGGUUUGGGUGCAAGGACGAGACGACAACAACAUCAAGCUCUGUGACAAGCCGAAGUGCCACACCUGGGCCAACGAUUACAACCACUUCAUCGACUUCGACCAGUACGUGCAAAACGCCAGGCUGGUUUGGAUGCUACGAUUCGACCACAAGUACCACGUCUGCCACCCCUAAACCCACUUCCUCAAUCGUAUCCGCUACAUCCACCGCAACAGACGACUGCACAUCUAGGGAAUGGUUCGGACUGAUAUGCGUGGAUCCGUCGCCUACGAUUACUUCCGCCACACCUUCACCAACAAAUCUGCCAACCACACGCAGGAAGAAGUGUGUUAAGAGGCAUUGGUAUGGCGGUUGCAAGCAGUGGAAUUGGGAGGAUGCCGAACCGAAGUUGGAUCUGUAA
Messenger RNA from Zasmidium cellare ATCC 36951, 1938 nucleotides. RefSeq lists its product as uncharacterized. Gene Ontology annotation, molecular function: glycerophospholipase activity. Lineage: Eukaryota; Fungi; Ascomycota; Dothideomycetes; Mycosphaerellales; Mycosphaerellaceae. Gene Ontology annotation, biological process: multivesicular body membrane disassembly; neutral lipid catabolic process; macroautophagy. Bases 1 to 1938 code for a protein of 645 amino acids. The transcript has a single exon. The record is from RefSeq and is a predicted model, not a curated record.